AUGGCGCCACGGAAAAGCAACGCCUCAGCGGCAGCUACAGACGCCAACGGCGAUGUAUCCAUGGUUUCCAACGCAACCAAUACCUCGACCCACGCACAUCCCAAAUCAGCCCGACAGUCAAGUGGUGGAGGCAAGCAAGACGACGGCGUGAGCAUUGAUGACCUUUUAUUACCACGCACGCUCGUGUCGCGACUCGCUCGCGGCGUAUUACCGCCCAACACUUCGAUUCAGAAAGACGCAACCCUGGCCCUGGCCAAGUCGGCCACCGUGUUCAUCUCGUACCUGGCCCACCAUGCGAACGAGCAGACGACCAAAAAGACGCUUGGGCCGCAAGAUGUGUUGAAGGCCCUGAAGGAGAUGGAAAUGGCCGGAGUCAUGGAACUCGGGGCUGUGGGUCAGGACGGCCGAUUGGGCGGCCGGCUGGAGCGGGAAAUGGAGGCGUACGAGGAGAUCAUCCAGCGCAAAAGAAAGGGGUAUAGAGACAAAGUCAAGGCGAGGGAGAGUCUUGCUGGAGACGGCGAAGGCGGAGAGGAUGGAGAGGCAGGAGCUGCGGAAAGGGGAGAACCGAGUAGUAAGAAGGCGCGGAGGAUGGAUGAUGACGACGACGAUGAGGAGGAGCGCCUGCUUGAUGAGCAGCUCAACGGUGGUGGAGUGGGCGAUGACUCGGGUCUCUCUCACCCAGCAAAGGCGAAGAGGAAGAGUAAGAGCAAAUCCGCCAAUCGGAGCUCACCACUCGCAAAUGGUAAGGCGAGGGCAAUGUCGGAUGAGUCGGAUGCUGAGGACGGCGACGAAGGUGAGGAUGAGCCAGCUGACGAGGAGGACGACGACCAGGAGGAGGGAGAGGACGAGGAUGAAGAGGAAGAGGAAGAGGACGAUGAAGAGCCGGACGACGAGGAUGACGAGCAAAAUGGCCACGACACCGAUGGCCUUGACGACGUCGAUGGAAGUCACCGCCCGAACGGAAGAGCGAGACCACUGAUGAUCGGACGAGAUGUCGACGUCGGGAGCGAGGAUGAGAGCGAUUGA
Molecule: messenger RNA, 1026 nt
Organism: Capronia coronata CBS 617.96
Lineage: Eukaryota; Fungi; Ascomycota; Eurotiomycetes; Chaetothyriales; Herpotrichiellaceae
Exons: 2
Coding region: 1-1026 (341 amino acids)
Biological process (GO): leading strand elongation; DNA damage response; heterochromatin formation
Cellular component (GO): CHRAC; epsilon DNA polymerase complex
Molecular function (GO): protein heterodimerization activity; chromatin DNA binding
Source: RefSeq, a predicted model, not a curated record